AUGUCCGCUGCACCUCGGAGGAGACUGGCCUGUGGCCCAUGCACCCGGCGCAAGGUCAAGUGUGACAAACAGAUCCCAUGCCAGAAUUGUGUGAGGAGACGGACUCUAGCAGAAUGUGAACGCGACGAUCCCGACCAUGAGCAAGGACAUGGGCGCAGCAGCAUAACCAGUAUUGGGUCCCAGCCCGAUGCGGCAUCCGCUGUUGGUGCUCUUCGUGCUCGAGUCGCUGAACUCGAGGCUGCCUUGCAAGAGAGAAUUACAGAGGCUCAUGUGGCACAAUGUCCGACGACACCAGCAACAGAGCAGGCCGAGGGCAGGGAUGGGGCACAGCCGAGGUCGUCGUCGCCCAGUCAGGGGUCAGACAUCGAAGAUGCCGUCACCGUCCUGGAGUUCCUGGCCUGGGGCCGCAUGAAGGAUCCCGACAAUGCGAUGCUGUCGCCCGAAGCGCUCCGGGUAUCUGAGCACGACGACGGUGGCAUUGGCGUCAGUCCGGCCGAGGAGCUCGACUGCGCCCUCGACUCGGGCGUACAUCUCCUGUCAUGGUUGCAGAUCCUACUCCCGUCCCGACGCCAGGUGUACCAGCUGGUCGACUACCACAGUGACUGUAUGCUGUGGUUCCACGGCUCGUACUUUGUGCCGACCUUCUCCCAGGAACUCGCCGCGUUCUACACCGACCACGGCGGGAAAUUCGACUCCAAAGGACUCACGCUGCAAUGGGUGGCCCUGCUGUUCUCGAUCAUGGCUGGGACAAUCACCUCGGCCCCGGCGCACGAGGCGAGAAAAUGGGGAUUCGACGAGAGUGAGGCACGGCUGUUGUCUCAGAAAUGGUACAAGGCGGUGGUUGUCGCGUUGAACGCCGCCAACUACAGCGCUCAUCAUUCCUUACACGCCGUCCAGGCCAUCACAACCCUGACCAACACCGCACACAUGCUGGGCCACUCGAACGCUCAAUCCGUCAUGCUGGCGUCCGCUGUCCGCAUCGCACAGAGUCUUGGUCUGCACAGACUGGACGACGACGCUCCUGGCGGCGCCGUUGAGCUGGAAACAGGCCGGCGCGUGUGGCAGGAACUGUGUACGCAGGACUGGUUCAGCACGGCAUUCUCCGAGUCGUACUCGAUCAACCCGCUGCACUCGACGUCUCUCCCGCCGCAAAACUGCGACGACGACUUGAACGUCCUGGACGAGUCCGAGCCCACCGUCACCAGCUUCUGUCGAUUCCUGUCCAAGAUCGCGGCCAUCAUGCCGGCGCUACAGGACGCCAUGGCCCUGUCCAACACACUCUACACCAAGCACGAGGCCGUUCUGGUGCACGACAAAAAGAUGCGGUCCCUGGCCACGGGACGGCCCUCGUUCCUCGCAAACACGGCCGUUGACACCACGUGGCCGUGCUACAUUCCCUGGGCGCGCCGAGCCAUUGCGAUGAGUUCUGCGCACAAGAUUAUCAUGAUUCACAGGAAACUUCUCGGCCUGAGUUUCACCAACCCCGUCUUCGGAUUCACGCGGCGAACCUGCCUGGCGGCCUCCAAGACGAUCCUGAAGGAGUACCUGGCCAGCAGCCGGGACGAGUCCAGCCCGAUGCUCUGGACGCACCAGGCCUUUGCCGUCGCCGCCUGCAUCGUCAUCUGCUUCGACACCCUGCACUCGCCGUACCCGGCGCAGGACGAAUCCCAACUCAUCGACCAGACCCUCGAGCACCUGCAGCUGUGCCAGCAAAAGAGCAUGAUUGCCGCGCGAGGCGUCAAGGUCCUCAACGCCCUUCGCAGGCAGAUUGAGGACCGGGCCGCCGUCGCCGUCACCGUUGUCGAGAGUAGUCGAAAGAGAGCGGUUGUGUCUAGUGAUGCCCUCGUCGGGGACAGCAGGACUCGGAGAAAACGUCGUCGAGGGUUCGACGCGGCAGAGUUUGCCCGGUCGUUCUCCGAUGGGCGGGAUCGUCCUCAGCAGACCUUAAGUCAGGGCCGUACGGAGCGUCAAAGUCAAAGUUCUGCGGCAGAGACGGACCUUAUGCUGCAGCAGCAGCAGCAUCAGACAGGGGAAGACCUGGCUCAGGCUCAAAGCCUCGGCGUGGACGAACCGCUGACUGUGCCUGCGGAUAUGAAUUGGUUGUGGAAUAUGCCUCUAUCAGACGAGGAUGGUACGCAAACAUUUGACAACUUGAUGUCUUUUGCAAAUCAAGGUCGUGCAUUCUAG
Fonsecaea pedrosoi CBS 271.37 is the source of this 2187-nucleotide messenger RNA. RefSeq lists its product as uncharacterized. NCBI's taxonomy places the organism in Eukaryota, Fungi, Ascomycota, Eurotiomycetes, Chaetothyriales, Herpotrichiellaceae. The coding region runs from base 1 to 2187 and encodes 728 amino acids. Gene Ontology annotation, biological process: regulation of DNA-templated transcription. Gene Ontology annotation, molecular function: zinc ion binding; DNA-binding transcription factor activity, RNA polymerase II-specific. The record is from RefSeq and is a predicted model, not a curated record. The transcript is spliced from 2 exons.